Molecule: messenger RNA, 2083 nt
Organism: Cucumis melo (muskmelon)
Lineage: Eukaryota; Viridiplantae; Streptophyta; Magnoliopsida; Cucurbitales; Cucurbitaceae
Product: cyclin-A2-1-like
Exons: 15
Coding region: 463-1740 (425 amino acids)
Biological process (GO): regulation of cyclin-dependent protein serine/threonine kinase activity; mitotic cell cycle phase transition
Cellular component (GO): cytoplasm; cyclin-dependent protein kinase holoenzyme complex; nucleus
Molecular function (GO): cyclin-dependent protein serine/threonine kinase regulator activity
Source: RefSeq, a predicted model, not a curated record
ACAAAUUUGUGGCUUAGCACUCAAAUACUGCCUUUCUGUGGGGUCACUUGAAUAAAAAUAACAGCAGAGUUCACUAACACCAAGGAAUUAGUCAAACAUGAGUUGUAUUUACUCGAUCGAGGGAGAUUGGCAUAGGAUACAGGGAAAGGCAACUUGUUCAAAAAAACUCUAUAUCCUUCCCGCUCCUUCUCCCCGCUCCUCUUCCGUUGACGCUCCUACCCCAUGUUCCUCCUCCGAUAGCUUCCUUGUCUAUGGCCGCCCGUCUCACUCCAUCUAUAUCCACUCAAACCUAUGGCCGACUGGCUGAUCGGAGAAGAUGUUGAAAUGAAGCUUUCUCUGGUGCUGUAAGCUUAUUUGCAGUUCAGCUCCGUUUGUCUUUUGCACAUGCUUAAGAUUUUAUUAUGCGGUUGUUGAAGUUAUAGCCGUGCAUUUCCUUGUCCAUACACAACAAAUCUGUUGAAUAUGAUGAAAGAAAUUAAGGAAAACUCUGAACUAGCACAGCUAGAUGGAAGUAAUGCUUCUGCUACUAUUACUGUUGGUGUUCGGCGCAAAAGAAGAGCAGUGCUCAAGGAUGUUACUAACAUGUCCUGUGAGAGUAAUAAUUCGGGGUACUUGCAUGCUUCUAAAGUUCAGGUUCAACAGGUUUCACAGACCGAAUCACUUGAAGAUUCAUCCAUUAUAGGGAUGGUAGAAUCACAACGUAGCUCUCCAGCGAUGAAGUCAGACAAAAAAGAGACAAAGCAGGAGAAUAAGUUUCAGAGUGUCAUAGGAUGCAGAAAUUGUGCGUCUCCCCUGCCUUCAGGAUCAAAUGAACACCAAAUGAAAGAUGAGGCUGCGGUUUGUGAGAAAUUAAACCAUCUCGGUACUUUGGAUGCUGUCUCAAACUCAGAGGAUCCUCAAGCAUGCACCCUAUACGCCCAUAAUAUAUAUGAUACUAAUCGUGUAAUAGAGCUUGAUCAAAGGCCUUCGACUAAUUAUAUGGAAAAGUUACAGAAAUAUAUCACUCCAAUCAUGCGAGGGAUUCUAAUCGAUUGGCUUGUGGAGGUUUCUGAUGAAUAUAAAUUGAUCUCUGACACGCUUUACCUCACUGUAAAUCUCAUCGAUCGGUUUCUCUCUCAAAGCUGCAUUGAGAGGCAUAAAUUACAACUUCUUGGCGUUACUUGCAUGUUAGUUGCCUCUAAAUAUGAAGAAGUCUGUGCACCAUUCGUGGAAGAGUUUUGCUUCAUCACAGACAACACCUAUGCGAGAGAAGAGGUACUAAAAAUGGAGGGUGAAGUUCUGAACGUGCUUAAUUUUCAGCUGUCGGUUCCCACUACAAAAACAUUUCUCAGGAGAUUUGUGCAGGUAGCACAGGCUUCUUGCAAGGAAUCUUGUGUGGAGUUGGAGCAUUUAACAAAUUAUCUAGCAGAGUUGACUCUUGGAGAGUACAGCUUCCUCAGGUUUCUGCCUUCAGCAGUAGCUGCAUCAGUUGUGUUCUUAGCUAGAUGGAUUCUGCACCAACCAAAUCAACCAUGGAACUCGGCUCUGGAGCAUUAUACCAAUUACAAUGCCUCUCAGCUAAAAACUCCUGUACUUGCCUUGGAAGAUCUAAGGUUGAACUCCACAAGUUGCGGUUUAAACGCCGUCUUCCAGAAGUAUAGACAACAUAAGUUUGGAAGUGUGGCAACUUUAGCCUCCACAAAAUCAGUUCUCUCAGCCUUCCCAAACCAGACAGAUAACCUGAAUUCCAGGGACAUUUGAGACAUUUCCUAACCAACCACACCCUAAAAACCGCAACCCUCCACUUCUCAAAAUCAGUGGUUAAGAAAAAAAAAAAAUAAUAAUAAUAAUAAUAAUAAUAAUAAUAAUAAAAUAAUUGUGUCUAUGCAAAUUUUAAAACAAGGAAACAGGGUAUCUCUCUACCUUCCUACUAGUCCUAAAGUCCAAGUGUUUGGUUAACAUCAUAGUUUUGGAAGAAAGUGAGUAAAACAAACAGAGUGAUGGACAAGCAAACAUCAUAUGAUUAUUAAAAGACAAUUGGUGUCCCCACUUUCAUGACCACACAAAAAGAAAAGAAAAAAAAAUAUAUCAUCAUAUUUACUCA